Triticum urartu is the source of this 1016-nucleotide messenger RNA. RefSeq lists its product as uncharacterized. Lineage: Eukaryota; Viridiplantae; Streptophyta; Magnoliopsida; Poales; Poaceae. The record is from RefSeq and is a predicted model, not a curated record.
AGCUACCCACUUAUACCAUCGAUCGGUGUACACUACCACAUACAGCAAUUGCACCACCCUUCCCCGCAUUUCCCCAUGGCCACUUCUUUUUCUUGCUUCCUUGCCAUCUCAAUUCUACUAGUGUUCUUCUCACUCCCCCCGCUUACUGGUGCAAGGCUCCUGUACGCGGACAAGAACUCCCUCAAUGACAGCAAGUCUUUCUCCAUCGGAGGUGGGAGAGGCAAGGGUGGCGGCCGAGGUUUUGGUGUGAGUAUCAGCCAUGGUGGGCACGGCACCUCCAUCACUAUAGGUGGCGGACUUGGAGGUGGAGCUGCUACUAACCAUGGUGGUGGCCCAAGCGUAGGUGGUGGAGCAGGUGCGGGCAUUGGCAUCAAUAUAGGGCAUGGUGGCGUGAAUGUAGGGAUAGGCGGGGGUGGAGGUGGAGCGGCUAGCACCGGCGGGGUGCAUGCAGGUGGUAGCGGUGGAGGUGGCAUUGGAGUUCACAUAGGCCAUGGUGGCGUGGAUGUAGGGAUAGGUGGAGGUGGAGGCGGGGCAGCUAGCACCGGCGGUGUGCAUGCAGGUGGUGGCGGGCGAGGUGGCAUCGGAUUUCACAUAGGCCAUCAUGGGGCUACUGUAAGCGCCGGGGGUGGGGGCGGCGGCGGUGCUGGUGUACGUGGAAGUGGGGGAGGCGAAGGCGGUGAUAGCGGUGUUGGUCGUGCCGGCAAUGUUGUGGGUGGUGGGGGAGGGUAUGGCAGUGCAAACGGCGGUAACGGAAGCGGGGGAGGUACCGGAGUUGGGUCAGCUGGUGGAAGUGUAGGUGGUGGCUCUGGAAAUGGUGGUGUAGUACAUGGUUGAUUGGUUUGUUAAUUUGAGAAGUGCAUAUGCAUACAACAUAUUUUAGUUUGCUAAUGAAAUACUCCCUCUGUAACUUUUUAUAAGAUGUUUAAUAUAAUAUGGGUAUGUAUAGGAAACGAUAAAUAUGCUAGUAUUUUUAUGUUUAUUGUAUGUUUAAUACUAUUGGUGUCACCUUCUAUAUA